This is a messenger RNA of Fulvia fulva, 4113 nucleotides long. RefSeq lists its product as uncharacterized. Gene Ontology annotation, cellular component: endoplasmic reticulum; plasma membrane; cytoplasm. Bases 1 to 4113 code for a protein of 1370 amino acids. The transcript has a single exon. The record is from RefSeq and is a predicted model, not a curated record. Gene Ontology annotation, molecular function: protein binding. Lineage: Eukaryota; Fungi; Ascomycota; Dothideomycetes; Mycosphaerellales; Mycosphaerellaceae.
AUGGCCGACUCGCACCUGAACCUCAUCCCCGUAGGCCUCAAGGAAGCUGCCCUCGAUUCGCCCACCUUCCGCGCGACCGCCCUGCACUUCGCCGACAACAUCGAUGCCGUCGAGCGAUGGCUGGACGGCUAUGUCAAGGCUGCAUCCAAGCUGGUCUUGGAGGUCUCGUCCCUGGAGACGGCCGUAAACUCCUUCCUCAGCCAGUCCACGCCGCCCACGCCGAUCAGCGAAGCAGUCCUCGACCAUGAUUACACCUUACUGGCCAUGCGCCGGUAUGGCGAGGGCGCAAGAGAGUUCUGGAACACCACCUUGCGCGGCAUCAAGCGAUAUGACAAUGCUGUCGUGGACCCAAUCAAAGGCUGGCUGAACAGCGACCUGAGACUGUUCAAAGAGGCCAGGCGGGCGAUGGAGAAUGCCCAGAAGCACUUCGAUGGGAUCAUCAGUCGCUACGCAGCCCAGGGCAAGAUGAAGGAAUCUUCGUCCUUGCGAGAGGAUGCCUUCCAGCUGCACGAGGCAAGGAAGGUCUACCUGAAGUCGAGCAUGGACUUUUGUGUACAGGCACCGCAGCUGCGAGCAUCGCUGGACAAGCUGAUUGUGCGUAUAUUCGCCGAUCAGUGGAAAGAGAUGAAGAACGCGAGAGAGUCUGGCGCAACAACCUUUGCUAAGUGGAGCAGCGAGAUGGAAAGAGUCCGAGGCUGGAGUCGAGAAAUGGAGAAUUCCGAGCGAGCUUUCAAGCAUGAGCUUUCUGUAGCGCGAAAGCAGAUCGAGCACAAUGCAGAGCAGAUGAAACGGCCUUCUCGCGAGUUGGAGGACUAUUCAACAUCAACAGUGCCAUAUUUGGGAACCGGUGCAGCUGCUGCAACGGGAACAACGAAGCAGGCACAGGAGAGGCCAGAGAAGCAAGGCUGGCUUUUCUUGAGGACCGUCACUGGAAAGCCUGCGAGAACUGUGUGGUCAAGAAGGUGGUUCUUCGUCAAGAAUGGUAUCUUCGGCUGGCUCGUCCAAGGUACACGAUCGGGUGGAGUCGAAGAGAGCGAGAAGACUGGCGUUCUGUUGUGCAGUGUACGGCCAGCGUUCCAGGAGGAACGUCGCUUUUGCUUCGAGGUGAAGACAAAAGACCAGAGCGUCAUUCUGCAAGCGGAGACUCAACAAGAGCUUACUGAGUGGAUUAGUGCAUUCGAAGUUGCCAAGCGCAAGGCUUUGGAGGACCCAGGAAGCACAGAGUCGAUCUCGCAGACACCUGGGGUUGAUGCCGCUUUUGCUAUAAGUCCACCUGUAGCGCCGGAGUUUGCCGCCAAGGUUGGAGAUGGUCAUAUGCCUACAGGCAGCGAAGAGGUUGGCCUCACUGUACCUGAGCGUGCGGGCACAGACCUUCCCAACAGGGCCAGCUUCGAUGUCAAUCCAGCACGUCGAGUGACAAGUCUCGAGCGAGAUCCAGAAGGCAUUCGUGAAGGCACUCGCGAGCACGCCGCUCGCAUAAUACAGAAACUUGAUCUGCACAAACGAUCGAACACAUCGACGCUCCAGCCUUCUCAGGCACCCACUUCGGGAGGAAUUGCUAGCUUGAUAUCGGCAAGCCACAACAUUCUCCCAGUUGGACCUGGCGCACCGCCCUCCAAUGCCACUGAUAGCAUCAAGCGCAACCUCACUAUGCCCUCCAGUAGUCUAGCUCCUAACACAUUAGCCAAUCCCCCUGCAGCCACGAACCUCAGUCACGCCGCAGUCGUGAUCAGUGGGGAGAGAGGAAUUGGUCUUGGUCGUGCGGAUGGCUCAGGUAUGCCCUCUGGGAUCUUGGCCAAUUUAUGGGGAAGUAGCAAUUGGGGACAUGUCAACCGCAUUGGAGAAGAUCUCAAGCCGCGAAAGCCGAGUUCCAACCAGAACAGCCCACAACUUCGAGCCAUGUCAAUCUCGCAAGAUGAUUCGAUUGUUAUGGAUGGUAUGCACGAACCGCCCAAGCAAAUCGGUCCUGCCUUGGCGGCCCUGGGAACCUCGCCAGGCCACCGUAAGAAUUUGAGUGUUGGCACGGAAAGUGUCGCUGCAGCAGCAAAGACGGCGACAGACGAUGGCGCAGACGACUAUCCUAACUACUACCCGCUUCCGUUGAAGGCACAGAACGCGCAAUUUCGCAUCUUAUUCCCGAGCGUGCCCAGAUCCGAGAAGGUGGUUCUUGUGUUCCGAGCAACCUGGAAUCCCAAUGAUCAGCAGGAGUUCCCUGGUCGCGUCUACGUCACGGAGCGAGAAAUCUACUUCUUUUCGAACCACCUUGGCCUUGUUCUCAUCACAGGAGUGAGCUUAAGCUCGAUCAAAGAAGUCACUGCGGCACCAGGACGUGAUUGCGACUUCGUAUACCUCCACAUGAAAGAGGGCAGUCGCCAGGACGAUCCUCGAAGGGUGACUGUCAAGGUCUUCCUGGAGCCAUUGAAGCUCCUCCAACGACGACUGAACUAUCUAGUGAAGAACGCGGACGCAGAAGAGCCAGACAAUCUUCAAGAAAUGUUGAAAGUCCUUAUCAAGAUGGAGGUCGAACCACCUCGGAGAUCUUCGAGCGUGGAGAGCUGGGAGGACUUGGCGGACGACGCCAUUGACUCGCCCACUGGUGAUCCGAACACCCCUCAGCGCCGCCGCGAGCGGAAUAUCAAAGCGAACCUGCGUAUCGAUGGCAACUUGUACGGUGAGGCCACGAGGACCGGGCGAGACGUACAGAAGUUCAAGCUGCCAGGUCAGGCAGUAGUCUAUGCACCACAGGGCAUGCAUGCGAGCAUAUCCAGGGAGUUCAACGUCAGUGCGAAAGCACUCUUCCAUGUCGUGUUCGGAGACAAGAGUGCCGUCUUCCAAUUGCUUUACGCCAACCGAUGGGACGAUAAAAUCAUACAGACUCCAUGGUCCAAACCAGAAGGCGGCCACUGGAUCCGAAAGUUCACCAGUCAGAACCAUCACUCAUCACCAGCCGACAGCCAGGUCAUCGACAUCUUUAAUGAUCAUCUGUGUUAUGCGGUCACGAAUAACAAGGAGCCGCGUCGACUUCCGUACGCAACAUCGUUCUCACUAACCACCAAGUUCGUCAUCACACAUUCGUCAAAGUCUCGCUGCAAGCUAGCCAUCUACCAGAACCUUAUAUGGCACAAACCGGCGCCGAUGGCAUACAUCAGGAGACUCAUCGAAAAGCAAGCCUACAAUUCGUUGGAGGCCGAUGCUCUGGACCUAACGAACGUGGCGAUGGACCAAGUAGCAAAACUCGGGAACCACAGCAAGACCAACAAAGCAAUCGAGAUCUUUGGCAGCGUGGGACAGCAGACUCAGGCCGCACAGAUUGACAGCAAACAGGUCCCACAAGAAGUGCUACCUGCCGUCGUCAGCCAAGCUCAGCCAAAGCAAGUCACAGUCCUGCGUCUCGUCGCCAACGAUCUCUUCGCCAAAGCACUGGGCAUAACGAGCAUGACGUUCGACAUCAUUGUCGCGUCUCUGAAGGGAAUCAUCGGGAUCUGCACAGCCCACACACUGCUCGUGGCAGUACUCCUCAUCUCGAUUCUCUACAACGGCUGGUAUGGCUUUCGCGAUGGAUUAGUGUGGUACCAUGACCGCAACGCCGCGAAGUUCAUGUCGAAGAUCGGGGUCGUGCCGAACCCGGCCAUGACGAGAGCUAUAUACCUCCACGACAUGGAGGAGCUGAUCACCCCGAACGUUGACAACGAUACCCUUUCCGCCUUGUCGACAGAUCAUGAUUCCGUCAAGACUUGUAGAACGACGUUCGGCGAACAGCUAGUAUCGUCUACCUCUGUCGACCCGGGUUCGGCCAAUGCUGCGGCAGCGCGAUUUCAUAGAUCGAGGGAAUCGCUCGCGCGGCAACGACACGAUCUCCUUGUGGCUUUACGGGUUGUGAACCAUGUCGAGAAGGAUAUUGUGCUAGCUGAGUGGGAAGAAUGGGUUCGUGCUGAGGGAAAGAAAUGUGCAAAGGUUGAGGGAAUGCUGAGGCGACGACACAAAGCUCAGCAGGACGGUAAAGUGAGAUCUGAUGCCGAUCUUGAUGCCGAGCUAGGGAGCGAGUUUGCUGAGUAUUGUAGAAGCUGCAGAUUGGAGUUGGGACAGUUGAUGAAUGGGACGAGUCUGAUGUGA